Anopheles moucheti is the source of this 7199-nucleotide messenger RNA. RefSeq names its product myosin heavy chain, non-muscle (gene zip). Bases 455 to 6373 code for a protein of 1972 amino acids. Lineage: Eukaryota; Metazoa; Arthropoda; Insecta; Diptera; Culicidae. Gene Ontology annotation, cellular component: myosin complex. The record is from RefSeq and is a predicted model, not a curated record. The transcript has 14 exons. Gene Ontology annotation, molecular function: ATP binding; cytoskeletal motor activity; actin filament binding.
AGUGACCGAGCAGUCGUGUCGCGACAUCGUCUCACAUCGUCACCCGGCCAACAAGUAUGAGAUUCUUGUGUGUGUGACGUUGAGCGACAACAGUGUUACAUAAGGAAAAAAAUAAGCCAAUUUAAUUUUGAGCUGGAAGCUAUCAGUUCAACGUGUGUGCGCUUAAGGUGCCGAAAAGAGCAUGCAGAUUUAGUGUGAGUGAGUGUUGUGCGAGUGAGACGAAAAAAAAAAGGAAUUCAACAACUUCUGCCGAAGGGCUAGUGCUGAAGCAAAAUUGAAAAUUAUUAAAACCUGCAUAAACCUCUCAUAGAGAAAACCCCAUCCCCAAUAUCAUCAACCCUCGGGAGUGCGUAUUUGUGCGUAGAGUGUGCAAAAGUGUAAGCGAAAGCCAUCAACCAUACUUUGACGAAGACGAAAAGGAUAAAGUGAGAAUAAUCUCCUAAACAACAACGAAAUGGCGGAAGAUCUGCGAGACCGCAAUGACCCGGAGCUGAAAUAUCUGUCCGUGGAGCGGAAUUCCUUCAAUGAUCCGGCUACGCAAGCCGAGUGGACACAAAAGCGGUUAGUUUGGGUGCCGCAUGAAUCACAGGGUUUCGUCGCUGCCAGUAUCAAAGGCGAGCGUGGCGAUGAAGUGGAGGUCGAGCUGGCCGAAACCGGCAAGCGCGUGCUGGUACUUAAGGAUGACAUCCAGAAAAUGAACCCGCCCAAAUUCGACAAAGUCGAAGAUAUGGCCGAGCUGACGUGCCUGAACGAAGCCUCCGUCCUGCACAACAUCAAGGACCGAUACUACUCCGGUUUGAUAUAUACAUACUCGGGCCUGUUCUGCGUAGUAGUGAACCCGUACAAGAAGCUGCCUAUCUAUACCGAGAAGAUCAUGGAGAAAUACAAAGGCAUCAAACGGCACGAAGUGCCACCACACGUAUUCGCGAUUACAGACACCGCCUAUAGAUCGAUGCUUCAAGAUCGAGAGGAUCAGUCGAUUCUGUGCACGGGCGAGUCGGGCGCGGGUAAAACCGAGAACACAAAGAAAGUUAUCCAGUAUUUAGCGUACGUCGCCGCAUCGAAACCGAAGGGAUCCGUCGCGACACCAACGCCAGCACUUAUCAUCGGUGGUCACCACACGAGUUUAUCGGGUGAGUUGGAGCAGCAGUUGCUUCAGGCAAAUCCCAUUCUUGAAGCAUUCGGUAAUGCAAAGACGGUGAAAAACGACAAUUCCUCUCGUUUCGGUAAAUUCAUUCGGAUAAACUUUGACGCUUCGGGUUACAUUUCCGGAGCUAACAUCGAAACGUAUCUGCUGGAGAAGUCACGUGCCAUUCGCCAGGCGAAAGAUGAGCGUACAUUCCACAUCUUCUACCAACUGCUGGCCGGCGCAUCGCCCGAACAACGCGAGCGCUUCAUCCUUGACGAUGUCAAGACAUAUCCGUUUUUGUCUAACGGUGGGCUACCGGUACCGGGAGUGGACGAUUAUGCUGAAUUCCAGGCCACGGUGAAGAGCAUGAACAUUAUGGGCAUGACAGCGGAGGACUUUAACUCGAUCUUCCGCAUCGUGAGUGCCGUGCUGUUGUUCGGUUCGAUGACGUUCAAGCAGGAGCGUAACUCGGACCAGGCCACGCUGCCCGACAAUACGGUCGCGCAGAAAAUUGCGCAUCUGCUCGGCCUUAGUGUGACGGAUAUGACAAAGGCAUUCCUUACGCCACGCAUCAAGGUCGGACGAGAUUUUGUGACCAAGGCGCAGACAAGGGAACAGGUAGAGUUCGCCGUUGAGGCGAUCGCUAAGGCAUGCUACGAGAAGAUGUUCAAGUGGUUGGUGAACCGGAUAAAUCGAUCACUUGAUCGUACCAAGCGUCAGGGUGCCUCAUUCAUCGGCAUUCUUGAUAUGGCUGGCUUCGAAAUAUUCGAGCUGAACUCAUUCGAACAACUUUGCAUUAACUACACGAAUGAAAAGCUGCAGCAGCUGUUCAAUCACACCAUGUUCAUCCUCGAGCAGGAAGAAUAUCAGCGCGAAGGUAUCGAGUGGAAGUUUAUCGAUUUUGGACUGGAUCUUCAACCCACGAUUGAUCUGAUCGAUAAGCCGGGUGGUAUUAUGGCUCUAUUAGAUGAAGAGUGCUGGUUCCCGAAGGCAACCGACAAAUCGUUUGUAGAGAAGCUGGCCGCCGCUCAUUCCAUGCAUCCGAAGUUCAUGAAGACGGACUUCCGAGGUGUGGCGGACUUUGCUGUCGUUCACUACGCCGGCAAAGUGGACUACUCGGCGACCAAAUGGUUAAUGAAGAACAUGGACCCAUUGAAUGAGAACGUGGUGUCUUUGCUGCAAGCAUCGCAGGAUCCAUUUGUGGUUCAGAUUUGGAAGGACGCUGAGAUCGUCGGUAUGGCACAGCAGGCUCUUACCGACACACAGUUCGGUGCUCGCACGCGUAAGGGUAUGUUCCGUACUGUUUCGCAUCUUUACAAGGAGCAGUUGGCGAAACUAAUGGACACGCUGCGCAACACGAAUCCGAACUUUGUGCGCUGCAUAAUUCCGAACCACGAAAAGCGUGCGGGCAAAAUUGACGCUCCGCUUGUGUUGGACCAGCUGCGCUGCAACGGUGUGCUCGAGGGCAUCCGUAUCUGCCGGCAGGGCUUCCCUAAUCGUAUUCCGUUCCAAGAGUUCCGACAGCGCUACGAACUGCUUACACCGAACGUCAUUCCGAAGGGCUUUAUGGAUGGCAAACGGGCUUGCGAGCAGAUGAUCAAAUCGCUGGAACUGGACAGUAAUCUGUAUCGCAUCGGCCAGUCGAAGAUCUUCUUCCGUGCGGGAGUGUUGGCUCAUCUGGAGGAGGAGCGUGACUACAAGAUUACGGAUUUGAUUGUUAACUUCCAGGCGUUCUGUCGUGGUUUCCUUGCACGCCGCAAUUAUCAAAAACGACUGCAGCAGCUGAACGCGAUUCGUAUUAUUCAGCGCAACUGUGCCGCUUACCUGAAGUUGCGCAAUUGGCAAUGGUGGCGUUUGUACACGAAAGUGAAACCAUUGCUGGAAGUUACCAAGCAAGAGGAGAAAUUGGUGCAGAAGGAGGAUGAGCUGCGACAAAUCCGUGACAAGCUUGAGAACUUGUCGAAGAACUCCCAGGAGUAUGAGAAGAAAUAUCAACUGGCAAUGGAGGAAAAGACACAUCUGGCCGAACAACUGCAGGCGGAAAUUGAGCUCUGUGCCGAGGCGGAAGAAGGACGUGCUCGUCUGGUUGCUCGCAAACAGGAGCUGGAGGAACUUAUGCAGGAUCUCGAGUCGCGCAUUGAAGAAGAGGAGGAACGUGUAAAUGCACUGACAAGCGAGAAAAAGAAGUUGCAAAUCAACAUUCAGGAUUUGGAAGAGCAGCUAGAGGAGGAGGAAGCUGCCCGUCAGAAACUUCAGCUCGAAAAGGUACAACUCGAUGCCAAGUUGAAGAAAAUGGAAGAAGACGUGGCAUUGAUUGAAGACCAGAAUCACAAACUGGUGAAGGAGAAGAAACUGUUGGAGGAACGUGCCAACGAUCUAUCUCAAACGCUUGCGGAAGAAGAGGAGAAAGCAAAACAUCUUGCCAAGCUGAAGGUGAAACACGAGUCGACAAUCGCGGAGCUUGAGGAACGCCUUUUGAAGGAUCACCAGCAGCGCCAGGAAGCGGAUCGUUCGAAGCGAAAGAUUGAAACGGAAGUAGCUGACCUGAAGGAGCAGAUCAAUGAACGACGCAUGCAGAUCGAGGAGAUGCAGCAGCAACUAGUGAAGCGCGAAGAAGAACUCGCACAGACACUUGUGCGCAUCGACGAAGAGUCGGCAGCGAAGGCCGCGGCUCAAAAAACCCAGCGAGAACUCGAAUCGCAACUGGCAGAAAUUCAGGAAGAUCUGGAAGCGGAAAAGCUUGCUCGCUCCAAGGCAGAGAAGCAAAAGCGUGAUCUUAACGAAGAACUUGAGGCCCUGAAAAAUGAACUAUUGGAUUCGCUGGACACUACUGCCGCACAACAAGAACUGCGAUCGAAACGGGAACAAGAGGUAGCUACACUGAAGAAGACGCUCGAAGAUGAGUCUGCCAACCAUGAAGCAUCCUUGAUGGACAUGCGACACAAACAUGCGCAAGAGAUUUCUUCCAUUAACGAGCAAUUGGAGAAUCUAAAAAAGCUGAAGGGCGGCUUGGAGAAGAGCAAACAACAGCUUGAAGCGGAAAAUGCUGACCUUGCCACCGAACUGCGCAACGUAAACCAAUCGCGCCAGGAGAACGAUCGUCGGCGUAAGCAGGCGGAAACGCAGAUCGCCGAGCUACAGGUAAAACUGGCUGAAAUCGAUCGUGCUCGUGUUGAGCUGCAGGACAAGGCAACAAAGCUGCAACAAGAAAAUGAAAACAUCACUCAACAGCUUGACGAAGCUGAACUGAAGGCUUCGGCUGCGAUCAAGAGUGCUGGCAAUCUGGAAAGUCAGCUGACCGAAGCUCAGCAGUUGUUGGAAGAGGAAACGCGUCAAAAGCUCGGAUUGAGCUCUAAGCUGCGUCAAAUCGAAUCAGAGAAGGAGGCGCUCCAGGAACAAUUGGAAGAGGACGAGGAAGCAAAAACUAACUACGAAAAGAAGCUGGCUGAGUUGAACUUCACCAUUCAGGAGCUCAAGAAACGCUCGGAGGAGGAUUCGGACAUUGCGAAGGAACUGGAGGAAUCGAAGAAGAAGAUGAACAAAGACAUCGAAACGCUCCAGCGGCAGAUCCAAGAAUUGCAGGCGGCCAACGAUCGCUUGGAUAAGAGCAAGAAAAAGAUCCAGUCUGAACUUGAGGACGCCACCAUCGAGUUGGAAACUCAGCGCACCAAGGUGUUGGAAUUGGAGAAGAAACAAAAGAACUUCGACAAAGUGUUGGCCGAGGAGAAGGCUAUCGGCGAACAAGUGGCUCAGGAACGUGACGCUGCCGAACGCGAGGCAAGAGAGAAAGAAACCAAGGUUCUAUCACUAACCCGCGAGCUUGAUGAAGCGUUCGAAAAGAUUGACGAACUGGAAACAAAGCGUAAGGGUCUGCAGAAUGAGUUGGACGAGCUGGCAAACACACAGGGAACAGCCGACAAAAACGUGCAUGAGCUAGAAAAGGCCAAGCGAGCCCUAGAAAGUCAGCUGGCGGAACUGAAAGCACAAAAUGAGGAGCUUGAGGAUGAUCUGCAACUGACCGAGGAUGCCAAGCUGCGGUUGGAGGUAAAUAUGCAAGCCCUGCGCGCACAAUUUGAACGAGACAUUCAGGCGAAGGAGGAACAAUCGGAAGAGAAACGACGCGGAUUGGUCAAAGCGUUGCGGGACCUCGAAGCCGAGCUGGACGAAGAACGCAAACAGCGCGCGGCUGCCGUGGCAGCGAAGAAAAAGCUCGAGGGUGACAUCAAGGACAUGGAGGCGACGCUCGAGAUGAACAAUAAGGUGAAGGAGGACGCACUGAAGCAGGCGAAGAAACUGCAGGCACAAAUCAAAGACGCGAUCCGUGACGCCGAGGAAGCUAAGGCGGCUAAGGAGGAGUUAGCCGCCAUUAGUAAGGAGUCUGAGCGCAAGGUGAAAACUCUCGAGGCGGACGUGAUGCAACUGUCCGAGGAUCUGUCCAGUUCGGAACGGGCACGUCGUGCUGCGGAGGGUGAACGUGACGAGCUGCUUGAAGAAAUCAAUUCCAAUUCUAACAAGGGCUCGUUAAUGAUCGACGAAAAGCGGCGCCUGGAGGCACGCAUUGCCGCUCUUGAGGAAGAACUCGAAGAAGAACAAUCCAAUCUCGAGCUCAUGGUGGAUCGAAACCGCAAGGCUCAGCUUACAAUCGAACAGCUGACAACUGAACUGGCGACGGAAAAGUCGAACGCCCAGAACAACGAAGCACUGAAGUGUGGUCUCGAACGUCUGAACAAAGAGCUUAAAGCGAAACUCUCCGAACAGGAAACGGCACUCCGCACGAAGCUGAAGGCCGCGACAGCAGCUUCCGAGGCCAAGAACAUGAACUUGGAGAAACAGCUCGAAAACGAAACGAAGGAGCGACUGGCCGUGCAAAAGGCAAACCGCAAGCUCGAGAAACGCAUCAAGGAGCUGACGAUGAAUAUCGAGGACGAGCGACGACAUGCCGAUCAGUUUAAAGAGCAGAUUGAAAAGGUUAACAAUCGAAUGAAGACGCUCAAGCGCAACCUGGACGAGGCAGAGGAAGAAAUCCAGAAAGAGAAGACACUGAAACGAAAGGCCCAGCGGGAAUGUGAAGAUAUGCUGGAAAGUCACGAAGCACUGUCACGGGAAGUGAAUGCACUCAAGUCGAAACUGAGACGAGGUGGCGCAAUGGGCAGUUUGAGCUCAUCCCGAUUGACACCGAAGCGCGAGAAUGAUUCGAUCUCGGUGCAGGAUGAAUCGCUCGAUGGCGAAGAUAACAGCAACUGACGAAAGACGUCUUCCAAUGGCAAGCAGCAGCAGCAGUAUCAAUCGCAACACCAACAAUUCUACCACCAUUCCGACAACCUUUACUGAGAAGUGAAUAUGAAUAGGUGGCAACAGUAAUGCAUAAAUAGGUUUACCAGCAAUAAAGGGACGAAUGAGCAAACAAACCCUCUUGGGGAGGUCGGACCGUACAUACACAUGCACGUGCACACUAUGUAAGAACGGACAACAAAAUGCAGUCAGUGAUCAACUGGACUGGGUGGGUCGAAUCGAAAAUGCAUUUACCCCAUUUUUAACCAUACAUUCGUGUGUCAUUGAACAUGAUUAUAGGGCUUCGAUUGUUGGACGUAAGGAAUGUUACGGAUAUGAAAGUUAGGUGUAUGUGUGUGCGAGAAAGUUAUGAAGCGGAUUAGAAUGAUUUCCUUGUUUGUUUUUUCUUCUUUCUAUCCGCCUUACAAUUGUAUGCUUGAUGGAUGAAAGCAAGAUGAUGUUUUAUGUAAAAGCGCAACACUGUCGAUGCGUUUAUGUUCACAUUCCUGUUAUUUUUUAAGAAACGAGAGCAACGUGAUGUGUAAAAUGGAUACAGCACGCUGUUUCCACUGGUCCACUGGAAUGUUGGACCUCCGAUAGAGAAGGUGUGGAAGCGUGCACUGUGAUCGCUGCAAGGGAACAACAGUGCUCGCUGCAACCCCCUGAAAACGAAGAGAAUGAAAUGAUGAAUGUUUUCUGUGUGAGAGAGUACCCUUAGCAAAGUGCCAUGUUUAAUAACAAUCAAAUCUAGAUAGAUCGAACGAAAGGAGCAAACUGAAAGUGAAAGGGCUUUUCUUCG